CAAAAGAGAGACAGACCCAGAGAGAGAGAGAGAGAAAGAGAAUGGAGGGAGCGGCCCAGACCGUCUUAAGCAAUGCUGGGCAGCUAUUGGGUGCCGAGUAUCGGCUACUCCGCGGCGUCGGCGGCGAGGUAGCUGAGCUGCGGGACGAUCUAGCCACCAUGAACGCCCUCCUCCGUAUGCAGUCCGAGGCCGAGGACGGCGCCGUGGACCACUUCGCCCGGGAGUGGAUGAAGCAGUUGCGCGAGCUCGCCUACGAUGCCGAGGACUGCGUUGACUUAUACAAGCUCCGCAUCAAGUGCAGGCCGAACGACGGCGUGCGCGCUUGGUUGGAACGCCUGCUCGGGACGCUCUUGCGGCGCCGUCGCCUCGCCUCUGAAAUCAGCGCCCUCCGCGCCCGCGCCGUCGCCGUCAGCGAGCGCCACGCGCGGUACGGCGUCGACCGCGACGCACUACGCCGCUCUCCUUCUUUAUCUGGCCCUCCGGUGCUGGCGGCGUCCGCGUCUGCACAUGCGCUCCGCCCAGCCAACGGCCCUGCUGCUGACCACCAUCAGCUCGUCGGCAUCGACGACCAGGCGCGCUCCCUGGUCGAGCGGCUGAAGGAGCGGGUCAACGAAGAGCGCUAUCUCAAGGUGUUCUCUAUCGUGGGGUUUGGCGGCGGCGGAAAGACUACGCUGGCCAUGGAGGUGUGCCGGCGGUUGGAGGCGGAGUUCCCGUGCCAGGCGAUGGUGUCGUUGUCUCAGGCGUUCGAGCCGGGCAGGGACCUCAAGGCGCUGCUCAAGCGCAUGCUUCAGCAGGUCGUCAAGGUCAAAACGGAGAAUGAGAGAGGCGUCAAGGAAGAGGGGGACCUGGGAGGAAUCGACGGCUUGGAUGAACAACACCUGGCAGACAAGCUCAAGGAGAGUAUCAACGACAAAAGCCUCCAGAAUCUUAGCCAGUAG
Phragmites australis (common reed) is the source of this 938-nucleotide messenger RNA. Its product is annotated as disease resistance protein Pik-2-like. NCBI's taxonomy places the organism in Eukaryota, Viridiplantae, Streptophyta, Magnoliopsida, Poales, Poaceae. Gene Ontology annotation, molecular function: ADP binding. The transcript is spliced from 2 exons. The coding region runs from base 42 to 938 and encodes 298 amino acids. The record is from RefSeq and is a predicted model, not a curated record.